This is a messenger RNA of Morone saxatilis (striped sea-bass), 4117 nucleotides long. Its product is annotated as inward rectifier potassium channel 2-like. Bases 946 to 2262 code for a protein of 438 amino acids. Gene Ontology annotation, molecular function: inward rectifier potassium channel activity. Gene Ontology annotation, biological process: regulation of monoatomic ion transmembrane transport; potassium ion import across plasma membrane. Gene Ontology annotation, cellular component: plasma membrane. The transcript has 2 exons. NCBI's taxonomy places the organism in Eukaryota, Metazoa, Chordata, Actinopteri, Moronidae. The record is from RefSeq and is a predicted model, not a curated record.
UUACCACAAAUGUUCUGACCUUGUAAAACUCUGAAACAUGAAUUACAGUAACAACACCAAUCACAUGAUGCCAGCACUUCAGUGAGUCCUCUUUGCAGCUCUACACCGCCACCUUGUGUUCACUGAGUACACUCACCAUCACUCCAGCACUGGUGAUUAUUUUGGAGAGUCCUAGAUUUCACAGUCAAAGUAGGUCUACUCCUCACUGCCCAGUAGGCUGUAUUUGCUUGAUUCUUAAAGAGAACAGGAAAACGCUAGACAUAUGAACACCAAUUAUAAUUAAUUAACUAUGGUAGUUUCCAGCGACUCUGGAGAUGUUUUUCACCCCUGUUUCAAGUUUAAGCGUCAGGUUUUCAGCGUCCCUUUGAGAAAACGGUUCUUUAACUCCACUCACAGAUAAUGUAAACCCUCUGUGCGGGCUCAGACCCUCAAACAGGCGCUGCAGCUUCCUAUUGGCCGCCGAUGCGACAGGGGCGGGGUUAGGCACACGUGUUUUUAAAGUCUGUCUUUGCAACGACAAACAUCUUCUUCAGUAUUGCUGGAGAGGGUUAUGGCAGAAUUUGCAGUGCCAGGUGGGAAACUAAGUGAACACAACAAAAGAGCAGCAAGAAUCAAAAAGGACGCAGUGUGCAUAUCUGGCGCAUAUGGGACUUUUUACACCAAAGGCACGGCAGAUUUGCGCUGCAAGGACCAACAGCCCACUUCAUUGAUGAGGUCCAAAGCAGCCGUCAGAGAGGAGUGACCUGCCCUCACCAACGGUGCACAGCACGCCUGCAGAAGCAUAGGCCCGAUCGCCGCUGUUCCCUGCAGGAUCUAUUCCUGUUGUCACCAUUUUCUGCUUGAGUUUGUCCCCAGGAUCAUUUAAAACUGUUUCUCCAACGCUUCUACCAAAAACUUAGACUGUUUUCCAAAGCAGAAUCGGCCCAGCCCUCCCAGGUGGAAGUAAUGGGGAGUGUGCGAAGCCACCGUUACAGCAUUGUGUCCUCUGAGGAAGACGGCAUGAAGCUGGCCACUAUUGCCGUCCCGAAUGGCUACGGAAAUGGCAAUGUGAACAAGGUGCACACAGAGCACCAACAGCAGAGCCGCUUUGUCAGUAAGGAUGGCCACUGCAAUGUGCAGUUUAUCAAUAUGAGUGAGAAAGGCCAGCGGUACCUGGCAGAUAUCUUCACCACCUGUGUGGACAUCCGCUGGCGCUGGAUGCUGCUCAUAUUCUGCCUCUCUUUCCUGCUGUCAUGGUUGUUUUUCGGCUUGGUCUUUUGGGUAGUGGCCCUCUGUUACGGGGACUUAGAGAAUGAGACUCAGAUGUGUGUUUCCAAUGUGGACAGCUUCACCGCUGCCUUCUUGUUCUCAGUGGAGACCCAAACCACUAUUGGCUAUGGUUAUCGUUAUGUGACAGAGGAGUGCCCCGUUGCUGUCUUCAUGGUCGUCUUCCAGAGCAUUGUGGGCUGCAUCAUCGAUGCUUUCAUCAUCGGUGCUGUCAUGGCCAAGAUGGCCAAGCCCAAAAAGAGGAAUGAGACCCUGGUGUUCAGCCAUUAUGCUACAGUGGCCAUGAGGGAUGGUAAACAUUGCCUAAUGUGGCGUGUGGGGAACCUGAGGAAGAGUCACCUGGUGGAGGCCCACGUCAGGGCCCAGCUGCUCAAGUCCCGCACCACCGCCGAGGGUGAGUUCAUCCCUCUGGAUCAGGUAGACAUUGACGUAGGAUUCGAUAGUGGCAUUGACAGAAUCUUCCUGGUGUCUCCAAUCACCAUUGUGCAUGAGAUUGACGAGGACAGCCCAUUCUAUGAGAUGAGCAAACAGGAGUUAGAGACGUCCGAAUUUGAAAUCGUGGUGAUUCUGGAGGGCAUGGUCGAGGCUACAGCCAUGACCACUCAGUGUCGGAGCUCCUACGUGGCCAGCGAGAUCCUCUGGGGCCACCGCUUCGAGCCUGUGCUCUUUGAGGAAAAGAACUACUACAAAGUGGACUACUCUCGCUUUGACAACACAUACGAGGUGCCUAGCACGCCAACCUGCAGUGCCAGGGAAUUAGCCGAGAAGAAGUCCAACGCAUCCAGCUCGAGGAACUCCUUUUGUUACGAGAACGAGGUGGCUCUCGAAAAAGUCGAGAUGGAGGAGGAGUUUGAGGAAGAGGAAAACAGGGAGAUGAGGGAUGUUGAGGUUGGUGCACUUGAGGACAUAAACACGGAUGUGGUGUCAGACUCUGAAUGCAAUCUGGACUCUUUGCCUUUAGAAUCAAGGCCUUUGACAGCAGAAUCAGAAAUAUGACCACAGAGUUAAAGAAAGGUUAAAAAGCACAGGAUAUGUUAAAACUAGCUUGAAUUUGGUCCUGAUUGCUGUUCCUAUAAUGCAAGACAGUUUGUAAAAGACUGUGAUUUGAGUAUAAAGUUCUCUAUGCAGAAGCUCACGCACAGGACACCAUGGAAAUUAUUACUUUGUUGUUACUUGUAUUCACUUAUGGUGAAAGUGAUGAUAAAUUCAUGGGUUGCAUUGAGCUAGAGGGAUAAAAUGGCUUAGAUGCCUUUACUUAAACACUGUGCAGUCUCUCCUCCUUAAAAUAUUUUGGUUAAGAAGCAUAAGUUUUCUAGAAAAAAGCAGUUUCUCAUUUAUUAGUGCAAAUUCCAAAUUUGGACAUUUUGCAUUUAGCAUCUUGAGUCUAAUAUGUGUUUUUUGUGGCCUGAAUUUGAUAUAAGAUUGUGACAAAAAAGAUUUGAACCUGAAACUUUGAGAUUUGUUUAAAUUUAUAUAUUCUUAUAUAAUAGAUAUAAUAUGUAAUUUUAAGUUUGAGAAUCUUGUUUUAAAUGCUAAAAACUAUUUUAAAUCCAUUAAUCCACCUGCACAGAGGCUACUGUUUGUUAAUGAGCUGGUCUCUUAGCAAAGAAUAUUUACAAUCUUCUUCAUUGUUGUGGGCUCGGUGUUGCUCUGCGUGAGGCAGGAAAGAGAUGUCUUACAGAGAUUGCGAGCACUACACUAUGCUCCUCAACCUAUCAUCUUGUCUAAGUAUAGCAUCUUCUGCAGUGUGCGCCUUGACAAAAGUCUCAGUCUUGGUGGAGGUUUGACUGCGACUGAGCACACACUGCAAUAGAUGUUACAGGAAAAAGAAGCAUUCAGAGGUGAUUCACUGUGCAGUAUACUGCCACUCCCUUGCAGGUCUUCAUGUUCUAAUGUGCAAUACAGGUCAGUGGUAGAAGGUGACAGGAAGCUCAACCCUGAGCCGAGGUUAUGAAUGUUGAUGAUAAGUGCUGCUAAGUUACAUAUUGUAUGUUUAGAGAGAAAUCUAGGAGCCAAAAUGUAUUAUUUGUCUUUUAAAGUAUCCAUUUUGAAGAUUGCAGAUGCAGCCUAUAAUGUCAUUUCUAGAUGUAGACAAGCAUGAUUCUGUCAGUGUGUUUUCCAAAGCUUUAGUGCACUUUUUCCCCCCAUAACAUCAGAAACUGUUUUAUUACCCAAAGCCAAAUGUGUACAUAUAUAAGAGACAACCGUAACUCAUCUGUUAGUUGAUGUUGAUUUUAAACCUGAACUUUUCCUCAUCUAACAGCGGUUGGCUGUUGAAACAUUGAAUUAUUUGAGUUGCUUUUGACAUAGGCAUUAUAUUAACAUCAGUGUUCUUGGCAUGGCAGACUUGCAGAAUCUGGACAAAUCCCUGUUCACCCUCACACGUCACCACCACGGGUCUUGUGAAGUUAUUUGUCAUUUCUGAAUGCGCCCUUGCUUUGUCUUUAUAAAGAUCAGGUCUGCUGAUACAUUUCAGUUACAAUCAAAAAUCCUGAACGGAUAUAGCACACUUGACUCCAGUCUUACACAAGAUUGAGCUUUAAUGGGUUUUUUUUAACUACUACUUUAGGUGUAGAAACAUUAAUGCUUGCAUAAAUAACAUCAGUGGAAGCCUGAACACUGUACUGCUUCUCUGGUAAGGAAAUCUAUUAAAACAUUUGAUCGGUUCUCAUAUUGACACUUCUUCUGUCUUAGGUCUUUAUUUUUCUACCAGAGUCUUCCCACCUUCCUGCACAAACCAGAGACUGUACAGAUUUUUUUUAUUUUUUGUAAAUUAUAAGGCAAAUACUGUAUAUUGAUAUUGCAGUUGUUGAAAACUGUUUAUGUCCUUUUUUUUGAAUAAAAGCUUAAA